ACAAGCGUACUCAACUCACUCAAAGCCCGCGAGGCCCGUGGCGCGGAGCAAGGCGGAGCAGUGCAGCACCGCGGAGAGGAGCGCUUCUCGUCGCGUCGUGAACACCGGCCGACACGCCCAUCCGAGUGUUGUUGGUGUUUGAGUGCGUGCGCGCGUGUGCUUAAGAUCGCGAGUGACUACAGUGACACGGAGUGCUCAGUGCGACAGUGACAGCACGACAGCGAAAGUGAUAAGAAAGGGAAAAGUGAUAACGAUGUGGUGGUGCAGCAACAGUGUCGUGGCAACGCGCAGCCUCCCCCUGUGAGCCCUCCCCCACCCGCCCCCUGGGGGUGGCGCCAGCCCCCGCCCCCGCCUCCAGUACGACUAUGGCGCCAGUGAGGACAACCAGAAGUGACCUCCGCCACCCUCCCGACACGUGCGUGAGUGAUAGUGAGUGACAGUGAGAAGUGACCAGUGCAGUGCCCCAACACACAGCGCGUCGUCAAGGCCUAUUUGGAUUACCACCACCAUCACCUGCUCCAGCAUCACCUUUACCCCCGCUGCAGCUCCACCUCGCCACCACGACAGCUGACUUUGUGAUCUCGGCGAUGCGGCUGGCCCACGAUGGGUCCCACCCGGGGCUGCUGGCGGCCGAGGCCGCGUCGUGGUGGGGCGCCGAGCGGCACGCCGACGUGCACCUGGUGGUGGCCGGGGGCGUGGCGCUGCCCGCGCACCGCUGCCUGCUCGCGGCCGCCUCCCGCCUCGCGCGCCGCCUCCUCGCCGACCUGCCGCCGCACGCCGCCCCCAUCAACGUCCACCUCCCGGAGGUGGGCGCCAACGAGAUGCGGCUGCUGCUACAGCUGCUGUAUACGGGCAACGCCACGGUGCAGCCCGAGGAGGUCGACAGCUUCCAGUCCCUGAUGCGGCUGCUGGAGGUGCCGCCGGCAGUGUGGCAGAGCGAGGCGUGGGCCUCCAAGUCCCCCCUGGGCCUCGACGAGCGGCCCGACCUCCACGACCUGCGGCCGGAGCUCCGCGACCACCUCAAGCAGGCGCAGAGUCCGGCAUCCCACGCCGACGAGGACCUCGGCGGCGAUCUCAACAUCGACGUUGUCGGUUGCGACGGCGACGAUGAGCCCGAGCCCCUCCAGAGGCGGCGGAGCCCGUCGCCACCCCCGCUCUCCCCCGAGGAGCCCGUCGCCCGCGCCUCGCCCGCCCCCGCCGCCCCCCAGCGGGAGCAGGUCAUCGUGGCGCCCGCCCAACGGCGGAGGCGGCGCAGGUCGUCGCAGUGCCCCGUCAACCUCUCCGCCCGGGGGCACGACGAGGACCGGGACCAGGAUCGCGAUCAAGAGAACGACCUGGACUCGGACCCCGAGGCGGAGCACCCGCGUGUGGGUGCCGCGGCCAACGACGUCCAGGACAGGCUCCAGGACGACAGGGAUCCCAGGGACUCGCCGCUCGAGCUGACCCAGCCGAGACCAUCGUCGCACCCACCGCCACUGGGGCCGCCGCUGGGGCCGCCGCCGCUGGGGCCCCACCUCAGCCCGCAGCCACCGCACCCGCCGCCGCCGCACCACACCCCGCAGCACCCCCUGCACCACCCCGCCCACCUCGCGCACCCGGGCCUGCCGCUGCGCGCCAAGAGAAAGACGCUGCACCACGAUGACCUCAUCCGCAGGUCGCCCGUCAACCUGCACGCCGAGCACCUCGGGGACGACUUCCUGGGCGGGCAGAAGGCCGACGCCGAGGGGCUGAUGCUGUCGCUGGCCCGCAACUCGCCGCCGGAGAACUACGUGGUGACACCCCACCGCAAGCGGCGCCCGGGCUUCCAGAACUCACCCGCGCAGAACCCGCCGUUCGUGCCGCUCACCCUGUCCAGCCUGUGCCCGCCGGCCGGGUACGGGCUGGAGGACGUGCUGUCGCUGUCCCUGGCGCGGCAGCAGCGCGCCGCGCACCCCAGCCACCUGCCGCCCCAGCCGCACCCCCCGCACCACCCGUUGGGCCUCUCCGUCCUCAGCCUGCCCCCGCGGCCGCCCAUGGCCGCCUCCUCGCCGCCGCCCCUCGUGGCCGACAGGUCCAUGACGCCGCCGGGCGGCCACCACGUCCUCGCCGACGUCAAGUUCCGCCCGCCCUCCGUCGACGACAGGCUGGCCCUGGAGCGGCUCGAGCGGCUAGAGGGCCACCCGGCGCUGGAGAGGCUCGCCCACCACCCGCACCUCGGCGUGCACCACCCGGCCCACCACCAGCCCGCCGCCCACCAGCCACCCGCGCACGCCUUUCCCUUCGGGGGCCCCCCGCCCGCGGCGGACCGGCCCUGGGGCCCCUGGGGGCAGCUGGCACCGCACCCACCUCGGCCGCACACGCCCGAAGGAAACGGCUUCGCCGCGCCCAACAACCACCUGAUCCCCGAGGAUGAGCGCUCGGACCGCAGCGGCAGCCUGAGCCUGGGCGAGAGGGACCGCGACGGACGGCGGAGCCCGGCCCGCAGUCCUCAGCAGAGCCCCCGCCGCAGCCCCAGCCCCAGCCCCGACGGCACCCCCGCCCCCAGGGACGGGGAGGGCGCCCUGUCCGAGGCGACCGAAGCCACCGACGGCGCCACCCGCGAGAGCUCGGGGAAGACCACGUCGACGAGGGAGUACCGGUGUCAGUACUGCGGCAAGCAGUUCGGCAUGAGCUGGAACCUCAAGACGCACCUCCGCGUGCAUACGGGCGAGAAGCCCUUCGCAUGCAGGUUGUGCGUCGCCAUGUUCAAGCAGAAGGCCCACCUCCUCAAGCACCUGUGCUCGGUGCACCGCAACGUGAUCGCGGGCGGCGACAGCAGAGGGCGAGGCGACGACGACGCCUCCCGAUUCAACUGCUGCUUCUGCCACAUGUCCUUUGAAUCCUUACAAGAACUCAUACGACAUUUGUCUGGGCCUCAUAACUCCCUGCUACUUAGCAAAAAUUUGCAUGAGUGAUGAUGAAUCUGAUAAAACAGUGAGUAUGGGGAUCUACAUAAUUAAGUAUAUAAAAAAAGAAACUCACUAGUGAUGAUGUGCUUGAGGAAGCUUUCACCGUCCAUUUGAAAAAAAUGAUGUUUUUCAUUAUUUUCUGUGCUCAUUCUCAGCCUUCCAUGUAUUUUAACUUAAUAUUAAGCAUAGUCAAACGUCACACACUGCAAGAUAGAAAUGACUGAUGGUUUCAUGUCAUCCCAUCCGAAUCUUCUCGCACUAACAAAACAGAGGGCACUGUGUUAAUUUUCAUUCCGAAUUUCCCAAACCUUGUAUUUUUAGAUUUAUUUCCUCUAUUUUAAAGAAUUACUAAUUGAACCUGACAACAGCACAUUCCUACACUUCACUGCCUCAUACCUGUAAUAUUAUAAAAAUUUUAAGUGGUCAUAAUUUCUGUGAUUAAUUCAGUUUCUGAAUAUGAAAGUUUGAUUUUAGUUUUGUUUUGGACCAACCUAAUGAUGAUUCAUUUAUAUUUAUAGUUCAAUUAUUAUGUUCAAUAAUAUCUUGAUCUCUUUCUCAAUGAUACAUGGUGUGAAACAAGUUUGACCUCUAUGCAAAAAUGAGGUAUAUUUACUUAAUAGCUUUGAAAUUUCUUGAAAUAUUUUGAAGAUAGAGAUGACAAUUUCUGAAUUUUGAAACAAUAACACAAAUGGCUAUAAAUGACAAAGGAAUAAAAGCAGACACUUGUACUAUAGACCAGUUGAGCUGUUGUGAAAGUGACAACUGAAGUUUAAGAAAAUAGAGGAGCUGUAAGGAAUCAUGGAAGUCUCACAAAGUUCGUUGAAUCAUUUGUUCCCUCAACGUGUUUCCACUUUCAUAGCUGCUCAAUUAGUGUACAGUAUGAUAAUUCAUACUAUGUUUUUAUAUGCAAGCAUAGGUAGAGAAUGAGCUUUCUGUAUACUGUACAUUGAAGAUAUUUUGUAAUUUAGUAAUGCAGAAAUGCUUUUGUGAUAUUGAUGUUGAUAAACUGCCUGGAGUAUUAAUAAGUGAGAUAACUGUAUUAAAACUUUGUUAGCAACAACAACGAAGUGAAAAUACGCACAGCGGCAAAAGUUCUUGUAGCAAACAAUAGCUUAGCUACAAAAGGUAAUUAUGGAAGGGGAAAAAUUCAAAUAUUGAUUGAGGUGUUCUGAGUUUGGAGAGUUGGCUUUGAAGAUAGAAAAAAGAAAAAAAAGCCCAGCUACAGAGUCAGGCCAUGUGUGAUAUGCCGUAUUAUUGUGAUUUUGUAUAUUUUGUUUGUAAAAAAAAAAACUAGUUUAAUAUGCUAAUUCUGUUGGAAUCUACCAGUGAAUUUUAAUUGUAGUAGGCAAACCUGUUCAGUGUAAAAUUUGUUUAGGAUACUAUACCUGUACAGUUUAGAAUAAUAUUACUACCCCUCACAUCCUAACAUACCUGGAACAAACAGAAAUGUGUAUGGAAAUGAGUAAGCCUUGCUGUUUUUCAGUAAGACCUCUCCUAAAGUGCUUUAAAUUAAUUCAUAAUAUUUUGGUUUAACCAUACUCUACUCAUCAACUGACUGACUAAAUUUGGCAGCUGAUAUCUAUCAAAUGCUGUCCUUGACAUAUAACAAAUAGUAUCAGUUAGUUGAAUGAACAAAAGUACCUUGUUUAUAUAAGCUUUUAUCUAGGGACCAAGCUGGUUUGAUUGAACAAUUUACUGAUGAGGGGUGCAUAGUACCUGAAACAUUUCUAGUUUUUAUGAUAGAUUCUGAUGAAAAUAAAUAGAAACUUGAUAAACCCUGUU
Frankliniella occidentalis (western flower thrips) is the source of this 4709-nucleotide messenger RNA. RefSeq names its product transcription factor Ken 1 (gene ken). Bases 588 to 2933 code for a protein of 781 amino acids. Gene Ontology annotation, cellular component: nucleus. Gene Ontology annotation, molecular function: RNA polymerase II cis-regulatory region sequence-specific DNA binding; protein binding; DNA-binding transcription factor activity. Lineage: Eukaryota; Metazoa; Arthropoda; Insecta; Thysanoptera; Thripidae. The record is from RefSeq and is a predicted model, not a curated record. The transcript has 8 exons. Gene Ontology annotation, biological process: regulation of transcription by RNA polymerase II.